Sebastes umbrosus (honeycomb rockfish) is the source of this 993-nucleotide messenger RNA. It is a transcript of the gene ift22, whose product is annotated as intraflagellar transport 22 homolog (Chlamydomonas). Gene Ontology annotation, cellular component: endomembrane system. Gene Ontology annotation, molecular function: GTPase activity. Lineage: Eukaryota; Metazoa; Chordata; Actinopteri; Perciformes; Sebastidae. The transcript has 5 exons. Bases 252 to 812 code for a protein of 186 amino acids. The record is from RefSeq and is a predicted model, not a curated record. Gene Ontology annotation, biological process: intracellular protein transport.
UGAAACCAUAGAAACGAAACGGAAGUUUACUUCCCUGGUAUCUACUCACCAUCUUCGGGUAACAUCAAGUUACGAAAACUAUUAACAUUUUCUACAUUAUCGUUGCGUGAAACUCAAAACCCAGCAUCGCAUUCUUCACAUAUAUACUCAGAUUAAAACUGAGUGUUAUUCAACCUGUUUUUGGUGGCGUAGUUUAGCUUCUUCAGUCGAAGUUAGCUGUAAAGCUUAACGCUAAUGCUCGGAGAGUGGAGAUGUUCAACGCAAAGAUACUCUUUAUUGGUCCAAAUGAGAGUGGGAAAACGGUUCUUGCAAAUUUUCUCUCAGACACAGCAGAAAAUGUGGGAGGUGAAUACAGACCUACUCAAGGAGUAAGGAUACUGGAAUUUGAAGCACAACCUGAAGGCAGUGGUGACAACGCGAAAUGUGAGGUUGAACUUUGGGACUGUUCAGGAGAUUUUAAAUUUGAAUCAUGCUGGCCUGCAAUGAUAAAGUACUCCAGCGGUGUGGUGAUCGUUUUUAAUCCUGAUGUUCCAAGUCACCUCAAAGAAAUAGAGACAUGGCAUUCGAUGUUCAUCUCCUCUCAAGGUUUGCAGGAGAGCCAGUGUUUACUCAUGGCUCACCACAAGCCCGGCAGUGGCGUAGAAGAUGGACGGCUACCUUUAGCCUCACAUUUGGGCAGACUGCCGCUUAUUCACUCCAACCUGGAGGAGGAACCAGAGGAUGUGAGGCGAAAUUUCUGCAGAUACUUGGGAAAUGUUAUAAACACAAUGUCGGAAAGUCGAGAGCGAGAGGAGAUGUCCAUCAUUACAUAGCAGCAAAUCCAUAAAAUAUGCAGCUUAAUGAAGGGAUUUUUUUUUGGCAUCUACAACCUUUGUUUGAGUGACAUUCAUGAAUAAUUAAUUAUACAUCUUUGCUGUCAUUCAGCUGUGUAUGAAACUUCCAAAAUUUCCUUGCAAACUUCUGUCUUUUGUGAAUAAAAUAUGACCUAACUAA